AAAGGUUCUUGUUCUCCAUAAAAGAGAGUGUGUGUUCCUUUAACUUAUAUAACUCAAUUCCAUUUUAUAUAAAUAAGUUUCGUAUCUUAUACAAUUAACAUACAUUAAGCAGACGAGGUUGAUCGAUCUUGAUGGGGAAAACCGACGGAAGCUCAUGGUUCACGGCCGUUAAGAAUGUUUUCCGAUCGCCGGAGAAGUUAAUCCCUAGAAGAAUAAAUCGUCGACAAGACAACGACCUCGUCGAAGAAGUAGAGGACGAACUACACCAACGACCGAAGAGAAGAAAAAGAAGAUGGCUAUUUAAGAAAGUUUCUUCUGAUCCUUGUGCAAUAAACGUAGGAAUAAACACAACUUCCACGGCUAUUAACGCGAUUGCCGCGGAGGAAACAGAGAAAACUGUUUCGCCGGCGGCCAAAGAAACCGUAUUUUUCUGUCGAACGUCUGUCUACCUAAAGAGACACGUGGCUGCUAUUCUCAUUCAGACAGCUUUCCGAGGAUGCCUGGCAAGAACAGCGGUUAGGGCUCUAAAAGGAGUUGUGAAACUACAAGCCCUAGUGAGAGGCCAUAACGUUCGUAGAAGAACUAGCAUUACUUUGCAACGGGUCCAGGCUUUGGUUCGGAUUCAGGCUCUAGCUCUAGAUCACCGGAAAAAACUCACGACCAAGCUCGGGGACGAAAUUUCCUACUCUCAUGCUUUCUCUAAACAGAUGUGGAGAACAAUGGAAAGAGAAGCUCAUAGUGAAAGUGAAUUAGAGGACAAAAGACCGAGUAGAUUAAACGGGUACGGUUAUCAAGAAACCGGAAGGAGAAUGUCAACCGAUCAGGCUAUCGUUGAACCGGUCAAGAUAGUCGAGAUCGAUAAGUAUAAUAAUACGUACUCACACCACCAACAACUCAACGACCAGACGCCACGUGGCAAUUCUUUCGUCACACGGCAAGCCCAUUCAAUUCCAAAUUACAUGUCUACCACUGCCUCAACCGUGGCUAGGUUCCGCCGACCACAAAGCGUACCAAAACAGAGAUCAAACCGGACCUGUUUAGAUAACAACGAACCAAGAUUAAGAUUGGUUAGAAAGCGAUUGUCAUUUCACAAUGAUAAUCCGCAAUCGUACGGUUAUAUUGCCGGUGAUGGUUACUUUUGGUACGACAUCGACAAGAGAACGAAUGCUCACGAAGAUUUUCAGUACUAAAACUAACCGAAUCGGUUAAGGACAGACGAUUAAACCAUUGACGAUAAAGGAUAUUUUAUUUUAUUUAUGUAAGACCCAAAAUUUAUUAUUUUUCUAAUAUGCACCAAACAAUGAUCAAUUUUAGACUUUUUCUUCAAUGCUAAAACAAC
Molecule: messenger RNA, 1339 nt
Organism: Arabidopsis thaliana (thale cress)
Lineage: Eukaryota; Viridiplantae; Streptophyta; Magnoliopsida; Brassicales; Brassicaceae
Gene: iqd15
Product: IQ-domain 15
Exons: 4
Coding region: 132-1190 (352 amino acids)
Cellular component (GO): nuclear envelope; plasma membrane
Source: RefSeq, marked reviewed